CCAACGAAAGGAAAGAGAGUUCUCGCGCCCCCUCCCGCAUCGCCGCCGCCCGCCGCCGCCGCGUCUCCGAAGCCCGUGUCAACCGCGAUGUCGCUGGUGGCGAACGAGGAGUUCCAGCACAUCCUGCGUGUGCUGAACACCAACGUCGAUGGGAAGCAGAAGAUCAUGUUCGCCCUCACCUCCAUCAAGGGUAUCGGCCGCCGCUUCGCCAAUAUCGUCUGCAAGAAGGCCGACGUCGACAUGAACAAAAGGGCUGGUGAAUUGUCUGCUGCAGAGCUAGACAACCUCAUGGUUAUUGUCGCCAACCCCCGUCAGUUUAAGAUUCCAGAUUGGUUUUUGAACAGAAAGAAGGACUACAAAGAUGGAAAGUAUUCCCAGGUUGUCUCAAAUGCCCUGGACAUGAAGCUGAGGGAUGAUUUGGAGAGGUUGAAGAAGAUCAGGAACCACCGUGGUCUGAGGCACUACUGGGGCCUGCGUGUCCGUGGCCAGCACACAAAGACUACUGGCCGUAGAGGAAAAACUGUUGGUGUCUCCAAGAAGCGUUGAGUUUUAUUCCUUUCAAUUGUUGGCAUUACAUGGAAUGCCUUCAGAGGAGUUCUUCCGCUUGAUCUCUGAGUUUAAGUUCCUUGCAUGGACUUAGUAGAUUUGAAACUCAAUAUUUUUUUCCUUUCAGUUGUAUGAUGUGUUUUGCCCGGUUUUGCUGAAGUGGUAGUGCAAUUACAUGAAUCAAAUUUUUGAAAGAAUGCCGUUUCUCGUCAA
Eucalyptus grandis is the source of this 759-nucleotide messenger RNA. Its product is annotated as 40S ribosomal protein S18. The record is from RefSeq and is a predicted model, not a curated record. Gene Ontology annotation, biological process: translation. Bases 88 to 546 code for a protein of 152 amino acids. Gene Ontology annotation, cellular component: ribosome; small ribosomal subunit; cytosol. The transcript has 4 exons. NCBI's taxonomy places the organism in Eukaryota, Viridiplantae, Streptophyta, Magnoliopsida, Myrtales, Myrtaceae. Gene Ontology annotation, molecular function: RNA binding; structural constituent of ribosome.